Aethina tumida (small hive beetle) is the source of this 3953-nucleotide messenger RNA. RefSeq names its product zinc finger FYVE domain-containing protein 9 (gene Sara). The transcript is spliced from 11 exons. Lineage: Eukaryota; Metazoa; Arthropoda; Insecta; Coleoptera; Nitidulidae. Gene Ontology annotation, molecular function: metal ion binding. Bases 151 to 3717 code for a protein of 1188 amino acids. The record is from RefSeq and is a predicted model, not a curated record. Gene Ontology annotation, biological process: endosomal transport. Gene Ontology annotation, cellular component: early endosome membrane.
AAUUCGAAAGUUUUUCUAUUUUCCUUACGUCAUUGAGGACAACUGUCAGAGUGACGUUUAGUUUGCGUAAAGAUAAAUAUGUCAAAAACACCUAAAACAAUCACGAUUUAACGCAACAAGCGAUGAAAUCGCCAAAACAACUGGAAAAACAUGGACAAAUAUGCGGUGGACUUGGAUCAGUUGCUCAACGAUUUUGAGUACAGCGAACUGACGGACGGUUCGCGCAAUGCGGAGCCCCAGUUGAACAAUCACGUCGUCAAACAUUCGAUCAACAACGUCUUUCACAGUCUGAACGAGUAUUUGAACACCGACAUCGCCCCCAAGACUGCUCAGAACGAUGAAUCGGUGGGCGGAAUUAGAGGACAAGUGAAUGGGGUGGAGAAAACCGAGGAGAUUGUGGUUGAAGAUGUGAAAACUGAAGAAGAAACAGUGAAAGAAGUGGUGCUGCAGGAAGAGGAAGUGGUGAAAAAUGGGGAAGAAGUGUUAGAAACUGAGGAAGUGGUGGAAGUUCAGGAAAACAAUGUGAAUAAUGAAGAAGUUGUGGCAGAUGUGGAAGAAAAAGUUGAGGAGUUAAUUCCAAUAAAUGAUUUACAAGUUGAAUGUACCUCACAAAAAGAGGAUUUAGAGUGCUUUAAUGAUGAAAGUAAGACUGAAACAGUGGGUAAAAAUGAAGAAUUGCAACAAGAACAGUUGGAAGAAGUAACAACUGAGCAAAACACACCUGAACCUUGUGAUAAUUCAUCCAAAGACCAAGAAAAAGUGGAGGAACUGAAAAUCGAACUGGAUCAAACUUGUGAUACAACUGAAACGUUUGAAGAUAACGAAAUUUCGGACUGUGAUAAAAACAACACAGCGACAACAGUUGAAACAGAAGAGAAAAUCGUCGGUUUUGGUGAACAUUUGGAUUUAAACGACACCGAAUUGAACGAACUGUUGGACAAACUUGAAGACGAAUUCAAAUUAGAAGAUGAACAGGAGUCCUAUCAGAUAAACGCCGACGAAAUAGAAGAAACAGUUACAAAAGAUGAAGAAAAUACUGAGACAAUCGAAGAAACAAUUGUUGAAAACAAAGAGGAAUCACAACAACCUGAAAAAGAAGCCGAAACAAAAACAGAAACCGUAACAGUUGUCGAAGAAAAACCAACACAAGAACAGGAAACAGUCUCGCGUCCGGACAAUCUUCCCCUAACCGACCAAUCGAAAAAAAUCGAUCUAAUAGGCGAUCCGGGUUCCACCCCGUACAACAACGUCUACAAUCUCCCCAAGGAGAAGCCCAAGGUGCAGGAGAGCGACAGCGAAUAUUCGUCAAGUCCCACGUUUUCGGACGCCUCCACAACGGACACCGCCUCUACUUGUUCGGCCGACAACGUGCCGCCCAUCGAACAGAAACAAUAUAAAAAAGAUCCUAGGCACAAGACUAACAUGAGGAAUCUCAAUGCGCAGAAGCAGCAAGCCAAGAGCGAAGAGAGUGCGGAAGUGGGCGGAGCCAAGGACAACAUGGAGGGAGGGGAUGUGAGCACGGAGGCUAGUUCGUCUAAUGUCGUCGACGAUCGGCAACACGAGCCUGCUGCUGAAAGCACGUUGGGCAAAAAGGCGCCGUACUGGAUGCCAGACCAUGAGGCGGACAAGUGUUUGCACUGUGACGCCAAGUUUACGGUCAUUAAGCGUCGUCACCACUGCCGGGCUUGUGGAAAAGUAUUAUGUUCAAAAUGUUGCAACCUCCGUUAUCGCCUGGAAUAUCUGAAUGGCGAGGCCAGGGUGUGCCAUCGUUGCCACGAGUCCCUCGAAAAUUCGGGUCAAAACAACGACCCCACACCCCACAGACCCAAUCCCAACAAUCCCGCAGAAUACUGCAGUACCGUGUCGCCCUUAGAACAAGCCGGGGCUGUAGUACCACCACCGUCAGUGAUGGUACCUGUUGGGGUGUUGAAACGGCAAGGGUCCAAUAAGGCACGUCACAAUAAAACUGUGAUGUUCUGCGACGGUAUAAGACCCGGCAGCGACCUCACUAAUCUGGAUAACGAUUUUAAUUACAACAACACGAAAACUAGUAGCAGGAAAGUGGAAAAGCAAAGUUUUAAACCCAGACAAGGGAUGAAAAUCGACCCGCAAACGAUGUGUUUUAUGUCCAGCGACCCGAAUAGUUUACCUCCAACCGUUAUCGUUAACAAAUCCGGUGUCACGUAUUCGGAGUGCCAGAACUCUGACACACUUGUACAACAGUUGAAAAAUGACCAACUUACCUUCGCCCUGGAUUUGAACCUUUACGUUCAUGUCAAAAUAAUUAACAUGGAGUGUUGCAUAAACAAAACUGUUUGGUGUUUCUCAACUGAAGGGUUAAUAAAUGUGGGUCAAGACGAGGUAGUAAUCCUAUUAGAAUUAAUAGAGGGUGAAAACGUGCCCAAAGAUAUCUUCUAUCACAUCAACAGCAUUUAUCUGGAGGCUGUGCGAGGGUCUUCAGUUAAAGAACUAGGUUUAUCCCUGCACAGCACGUCCAACUUUUUAGAUAGCAAAAAUCACGCCGGCUUCGUUUUUAUCAAGCCCACCUUUCAGUGCUUGCAGCAAGUGAUAAUACCCAAAGAACCGUAUUUGAUUGGCAUUUUGAUACAUAGGUGGGAGACCCCUUGGGCUAAGUUAUUCCCCUUGCGCUUGGUUUUAAGGUUGGGGGCCUUGUAUAGGUAUUAUCCGAGCCCCAUUAUUUCCACGAGGCACAGGGACUCAGUUUUCGUUGAAAUCGGGCACACCAUUAUCAACAUUUUAGCUGACUUUAGGAACUAUUCUUACACUUUACCUCCGAUUCGAGGCUUAACGAUACACAUGGAAGACAAAAAUACGACGAUGACAAUUCCUUCGAAUAGAUAUGAUCAAGUGAUGAAAUGUGUAAACAAUUCAACCGAUCAUAUCUUAGGAUUUGCGGGCAAUUUCAGCCCUACUGCCGACUCGCAUUUAGUCUGCAUUCAAGACACUCAAAACAAUGAGAACUGUUACAGCACCCACGCCAUCAACAUACACAAUAAACCAAGAAAAAUAACUGGUGCUAGUUUUAUCGUUUUCAACGGGGCAUUAAAAUCGUCAAGUGGGUUGACGGCAAAAUCGACGAUAGUCGAGGACGGGUUGAUGAUUCAGGUGUUGCCAGAGCACAUGACUGAGCUGAGGGAGAGUUUAAGAGCUAUGAAAAAUUACACCGUUAAGUGUGGCUGUAUUAACGCCGCCACCGACGAAAACGUUCACAUUGUUUGGGGUGAAAACGACGUCAGUUUCAACGAAGGGGUGUUUUCACCUGUGGACAACACGCCCAUGACUGGCGUGCCCUCGAUAAGGGUGCACAACGGCAAAGAUUACGUUUGCAAUAAUGGCAGUCGUUUAAUCAGGUGGACUGAAGUGUUUAUAAUACAAAACAAUGAUGAUUCACCGAAGAACCACGACCCUGUGGACAUAUCGAAAAUAUCCGAAAGCAUUGCCAAAGCUACGUGCAGCGCUUUGGUCAAGUAUUUGGAUCUGUUGGUGACAAAUAGCUUCUUUAAAAUUGGGAUUAGGACGAACUUGCAUUCGGAGAACGUUUCCUAUUCGGCUGGGGGCAAUAAUACAAAAUUACCACCGAUUUACAUGAAGAGUUUGGAUAACGAACUCGUGCCGGUUUUGCACAGGAUUACGUCGAAUAAUUUUGUAGGAAACACCGUUGUUUUGGAGUUGGUGUUCCGAAUUUUGAAUACGUAAUGUUGUAUAUAAGAGUCGACCGUUUUUUUUUUAGUUCUUGAAAGACAGGGUCAUCAGAUUUGGAUUAUAUGAUUAUAAUAAUUACACAGUUUAUGUAAUAUAAUAUAAUUUAUGGUAAAUAAUGCAUAUAAAAAUACUAAAAUCGUUAACUUACUUAGAGUAGGUAAUGGAGGUUUAUGUCAAUUGUAAAAUAUGUAUGAUGUUAAUUUUAAAUAAACACAGUUUAAACAAAUCAA